Molecule: messenger RNA, 4216 nt
Organism: Bombyx mori (domestic silkworm)
Lineage: Eukaryota; Metazoa; Arthropoda; Insecta; Lepidoptera; Bombycidae
Product: differentially expressed in FDCP 6
Exons: 10
Coding region: 116-1741 (541 amino acids)
Cellular component (GO): nucleus; cytoplasm
Source: RefSeq, a predicted model, not a curated record
UUCGCUUCAGUAUGGAUUUCAAAAGCGGUGAGGCUACUUGUUUGUUUCGCGCGUGUUAUCAAUUCAAAGACGAUAGUGUUUGAUUUGAUGUCGUUUCAAUUUUAAUUUGUGAAAAAUGACUGCUCUUUUGAAAAAUGUGACGAACUGUAUAUGGUAUGCGUUUGAUUCGUUGCAAAAUAAUGACGUUGUACACAAAUCUAAAUUAAAGGUACUAACCGCAAACAUAGGCACCCUACUUGACCUGUACGGCGUGGAAAAAGGUCUGGACCACUUCAGGUCAUCCCAGGAGUUGACAUUCGACGAGUUCAAAUACUAUCUCCAGCACGAAGUCUUCAGUUCCCUGCCGAAGACGGUAACUCUGCCUAUCAUCAGGGAAUAUGAGAAGAAAAUAAGCGAGGUGUGCUGGCUGGUCUGCCGUAAGCGUCUCCUCUUUAGGGACAAGUCGGUUUUCGGAGACGACUCCGUUUUCAAGCUCUUCAGGAUAUUCUGUCUUCUCGCUGACUUGGUUCAAGACGCUGACGACACCAAUCGAUAUGUGGUAGUCCUGCACCCUUCCGAAGCAGGAAUCGUGGCGGAACAACUGGUCCACUGCCUCGGUCUGCGCUGGGAUGCCGCUGACUGGGAGGCCCUCGGUUCUUCCAUAGGCCACUUCAAAUGGGCCGCCUUUCUGGCAGUCCUAGAGGCGAAGUACUGCUGCGACCAGCAACUACACAGCCUAGCCUUGAUAGAGGCUGUCGAUGAAAUUUAUGAUGUUUUCAUUGAGGAUAUUAUUAAGAAGGGUUACCUAUUAAAACGAGGAUAUCUCUUACCAACGAUGCGUGAAUACUGGUGCGUGCUUCAGCCCUGCGCCCUCACAUACUACAAGAGCUCGUCGCAGAAGGAGCAAUGCGGCAGGAUCGUCAUAGACGAGUACUGUUCGGUGGAAGCAUCGGCAGGAGACGGGAAGAUACAGCGCUUCCAACUCAUCACACCUGAUCGGACUUUUGAGUUCGGCACUCAGGAUCAUAAAAGUCGCCUCCAAUGGAUAUCGUCGUUGCGUCAAGCGACCGCAGUCUCGGGUGGUGCUGAAGGCUAUCAGCGCAGAGCGAGGGCUGGGAGAAGAGGAGCUGGGGCCAGGAGAGAGAAGGAAGCACGAGAAACGAAAGCCAGACUGCAGCAUGAAGUUAGAGCCAGACUAGCAGCUGAAGCACAAGCACAGGAACUAGCAGAGCUAUGUGAACAGGACAACAAGAAGCUAGAAGAACUGAGAAACGCACAAAUCGAACUCGAGAAACUGUUGCAGGAGGAGACCCAGGCCAAACGAGACGAAGAGAUUGUAAGGGCCCUACAAGCAAGAGUAUUAGCCGAAGAAUGGGAAAGGCGCGAAGAAUUAGAACGUUUGCAAGAAGAACAAAACAGAAUGCUGGAAGAAGAAAGAAUGAAACGUAAACAAUUCGAAAUUUUACAGGCAGAGAAAGAAGCACAAUAUAAAGAAGCGGCACAGCGUUUGAAAGACCUUGAAGAUGAGAAGCAGAGGCUGGACGCUGAACUGAAAGCGGCUCAGGAGAAGAUAUCGAAGACUGAACUAACGGCGCACGCGCUACAUGUACAAUUGAGGGAUCUGAGUCCGGCGUUACGUAACGGGGAGAGAGCGAGACGGGCUGUGUCCUUCGUGCCGACCACGAAGAGCUCAUCCGACACCCUCAUCGACAUCAAAGCCAUCCGCCACUCGAAGGUGAUCGAUAACAAUGAAAACGUUUGAUUAAAAAACUAGUAGUUAAUUUUUGAAGUGAAACUUCUAUUGCGACUUCCAACAAGGUUGCGUUAAACGUUUAACGCUACAAUGGAAUAGAAAGAGACAGAGCGAGAGUGAAUGCGUGACACUCGAACGCAUGUGCGUAGUAUAACUGUUACAGCGCGAGCGUUAGCAACGAGUAGCAUCCACUAUUUUAAUGAAGUAUUGAAAAAAAUAUAUACAUAUAUUUAUGUUUCUAUGUAUAAUUAAAAAUAUAUAUAAUAGAAGAUGUCGCAUAUCUUAUACACAUCAUUCCCUAUUACAAGACCAAUCUGAUUGAUGGAUGAAAAAUGAAGAAAACCACAAUACUACACAUCGAAAAAGAAGUUUCACUUCAUUCACGCGCACCGUUUUUUUUUUUUUUGCUUGUAUCUCAAUAGUGUUGUAUCACAUAGUGUUGUAGUACUCAAUAGUUAUGUGUUGUGUCCUAUAAUAAUAUAUUUUUUGUUAAUGUCAUCAUACUGGUAGUAGGGGAUGUUGGGUCGGGGUUGGGACACUCGUUUAAACAACAAUUUUCAUGAACUCAGACCUCAGACCUCACGUCUCAAGGUGGGUCGUUCACGUUAUAGCAUCUAUGCAAUAUCGGUGACCGCGACUGACAAAAAUAUAGAACACAAUUUUCUUCGAUUACACAAGUUAAGGAGCUCACGGUCUACCUAGUUAAGUACCGGAGCCCAUAGACAACAACAAAGUAAAUUCCGUCACCCACCUUGAGACAAAAUCUAAGUCGCAGUUCUAUACAACGUCUGCCCCACCCUUCAAACUGGAAGGCUUUACUGCUUCGUGCCAGAAAUGGGCAGGGUAGUGGUACCUACCCGCGCGGGCUGACAAACUUGCUGGACGGCAAAUAAAACUGUUUUAUUUGAACUUGCCUUACUGUCCACUACCCUACUUCUUUAAGCAACCAUUCCGCACACAUAGAAUAAUAUAAUAUAAUAUAAUAUAAUAUAAUAUAAUAUAAUAUGUAUUGCCGAGACGUAAGAUUGAAAUACCUGUACUAACUUGUCAGACAGGUCCCGAACAUUGUCCUAAAUAUGAUUAAAAUCUAUGUGAUUGACGUCAAAAAUAGAUUGGAUUAAAAAUUUGAGCAAUUGAAAUUAUUGCCAGUUUUUAAGUAAAUUAAGUAAAGUUUGUGGAAAAUUCAAUAAAAUCCUCAUUAAGUAAGCGAUACCAUUCAAAGAUGUCGUUGGUGACCCUAAUAAGUGACGCAAAACAUUUGGCAGAUGAGUUGGCGCUCAAAAUCGUCAAUAGACAAAUGAGUUGGCUUCCAAAAGCGGCCAAUUGACAAAUAUUGGUCUAACAUAAAUAUAUAUGUAAGAUAAAAUAAAAAAUGGUGCUUGUAACAUAAAAAGUAAUAUGCAAGACAGCAUAUCUAUAUUCGUGCCUUAGUUGUAUGUGUAAUUAUAUAUCGAGGGGUGAAAAGCAUUUAAAAAGGGGCUUAAGGGCCAUUUUUGCAACUUCACACGAGAGACAUUUAAAGUUUAAAAUUUGGAAAAAAUAUCUUUACGACAAAAACUUCUUCAGCUGUUUCAAUGGAGUAAACUUAAUUAAAUUUCUAUUAAAAACAUCAAAUUUGUUAUCGAAUACUAAUACCAAAUAAAUGGACCUUUAAUUACAAAGAUAAAUGUCGCGCAUUAAAAUAGUUUUCACUCCUCGAUAUAGCAAGACUUGUGUAUUUUAUUGUCUGUUUAUAUCGUAUUUACUCAUGUUUAUUAGAUAAUUUUUAUCUUUUACAGCUUAAAACUUUGAAAUGCACCUUGACAAAAAAAUUCAGUUGUGAUAAAAGUAUCGGCAACCCAAAGUAUGUACCUACUUAAUGUCACAAUGUGUUUAAACGAAAUUAUAAUGUCUUAAAUAUUAUUUCAAAGGUGUAGGUAUCUAAAUUACUUUCUGUAAAACAAAUUUCCGGAUACGUUCUAUGCACCCUCAAAACUGAUAUAAUGUAUCAUGAGACUUGUCGAAUAAUUAAUUACUCUAGAUCCAAAUUCAAAGGCUAUUUUUUUAAGUGGGAAGUUACAUUUCAAUGCGUUUCGGUUUGAAGGGUGGGGCAGCCGUUGUAAUUAUACUUUCUACCUUAAAACUUAUAUCUCAAAGUGGGUGGCACAUUUACGUUAUAGAUGUCUAUGAGCUCCAGUAACCACUUAGAGCCAGGUGGGCUAUGAGCUCCUCCACCCAUCAAAGCAAUAAAAAAAUUAUUCGGAAACGCGAAGUACUUGUGCCUGUAUAUUAUUUACGAAUUAGUUCUGUUGAUUUUAAUUUUUUAAAUUUAUAGAUAUUGUCUCUGUCAAUAAACAAUUGAUCACAUUUCAAGUAUGUUUCUAACAUUUUCCCUUUUUUCUAGAAAGGUCGUGUCCAAAAACUAUUACUAUUAAAAGAAUAUCAAUUAAAAAAAAAUACUCUGUGAAAUAUUUAUUUUGAGUAAAACCAUAUUAUUUUACUGUA